This is a messenger RNA of Raphanus sativus (radish), 1745 nucleotides long. Its product is annotated as disease resistance protein RPS6-like. The record is from RefSeq and is a predicted model, not a curated record. Lineage: Eukaryota; Viridiplantae; Streptophyta; Magnoliopsida; Brassicales; Brassicaceae. The transcript is spliced from 3 exons. Bases 15 to 1655 code for a protein of 546 amino acids.
UAGAUGUUUGUGAAAUGCCAGCUGGAAUUCACAUCAACUGGGAUGUUUUCAAGCCGAUGCAUAAUCUCAGUUUUCUUAAGAUAUACAACUCUAAGCAACAGAGAGGUUUAGAACCUGAGAAGGAAGAUAUGAUUCUAGAGGACUAUUUGAGUGUACAUAAGCUUAGGUUACUACAUUGGGAUGCAUAUCCUUUUACAACCUUGCCUACCAGUAUCAGUCCAGAUUGUCUUGUUGAGCUUAAGCUAUGUAACAGUAAGCUCAAAACCCUUUGGAGUGGCACACCGAAACUUGUGAAUCUGGUGAAACUAGAUUUGACCGGGUCUAAGGAUCUAAAAAAACUUCCAAUUCUUAAGGAAGCAAAGUAUCUAGAGGAGUUGAUACUGAAAGGUUGCAGCUCCUUGGAACAGAUUCCACAAUCCAUAUGCAAACUAUCUAGACUGCAGAAAAUUGAUGUGUCCAACUGUGAUGGGCUUGAAAAGCUGAAAAUCAGUAUAUCAGAAUCUAAAGACAGAACAAGCAUGUGCCUUAGAUCAGUCCACAUGUUUUUCUUUGGCACGGAGCCGUUUGUGGGUAAUACUCAGGGAUGCUCUCUUACAGACCCAUCAAUCAGCGGCAACUUACAAAUCUACUUGGAGCUUCUUGAAGGAUCUGCAGAGUAUCUAUCUUUUGUUUCUGAGCACGUCUCUCAUGAACUGGAGCUCAAGCGACCUCCCUACGGUUUUAAAUCACUGGACAUCUUGCGGUUUGAGUGGAGCGAGUACGGUGGUGAUUUCAAAUGUAAUAGCUUUUCAAGGUUUCCCUGGUUACAGGAGUUAAAUCUCAUCAACCUAAACAUCAAGAAGAUCCCAGACGACAUUGACCACAUGCAAGUCCUAGAGAAACUGGACCUCAGUGGGAAUAUGUUUAAGAGGUUACCUACAACAAUGAGUCGCCUUACCAAGUUGAAGCAUUUGACGCUUGCCAACUGCCGCAGCCUUGAAGUAUUGCCACGACUAUCUCAGGUGGAGAGUCUAACUCUUUCUGACUGCACCAACCUACGAACUCUGGUGAAGAAAGAUCAAGGACAAGGACCAUACAAUCUGGUUGAGCUUUGGCUUGACAACUGCAAGAAAAUUAAGUCAUUACCAAAUGAGCUUAAGCAAUGCACCAAGUUGACGUAUUUAGAUCUCAGCAGGCAAGAUUUCAAGAUAAUACCAAUAUACUACCUGACCUCCUUGGUAACUCUCAACCUCAAUUACUGCAACAACCUCGAAUCACUGACAAUGCUUCCACUGAGUCUCAAGUGCAUAAAUGCACAUGGCUGCAAGUCUCUAAAAACUUAUUCCUAUCUGGCGGAGCAUUCUAUUGAUCACCUAGAUCUUAGCCCUUGCCCCAGGGGGAAGGACUAUAGUACAUUCACUAGGUUUCCAGCUGGAAAACGCAGUCAAGAGGUUCCAGUAUGUGCUUGUACUUCUUUCCGUGAAACAACAACACGGAGUGAGGAUAAACAUGCGACUUGUAGUCACUUGUCAAUCUUCUUGGGGCGUUUAAAGUCACUGCUGUGGAACUUCUUCCUGUGCAUAUUGGCUGUGGUUCUCUGUGUUCUGCUUCUGGUGAUAACCGAUCCUCUCACCGCAACUACAUUACUAAUGAUUUUCUUGUAUCGGAGGUUGUAAGAAACUCCAAAGGAGGUGUAUGAGUGUUUCAUUAACACUUUAUGUUUCAGUUACUGAACCAGAAGAGUUAUUGAAAGAUUAAUUUCAUUA